AUGAAAUUCAAGUUCAAGGAGAGCCACACCUUCGAGCAAAGGCAGCAGGAUUCAACAAAAAUUAAAAAUAAGUAUGUUGGUCGAGUCCCGGUCGUUGUGGAGCGUCAUCUCAAUUCACAAAUAGCUGACAUUGACAAGCAUAAAUUUCUUGUUCCAGAUGAUGUAACUGUUGCUCAAUUCAUGUGGAUAAUUCGUAAACGUAUUGACCUGUCGUCAGAAAAAGCUCUUUUCCUUUUUGUUGGAAAGACAAUGCCUCAGGCCAGUGCCACAAUAGGACAAUUGUAUGCUGAUUUUAGUGAUCCUGAUGGUUUUCUCUACUUCUCCCUUCCUAUUCUCCUACACUCCUGUAAUAAUAAGAGUACUGUUGGUGGUAUAUCAAGUGUCUUGGUGACCCUUGAUUUAUUCAUGCUUUCGUUGGUUUUUCUUUGGUUUAACGGCUGUGCAAAAUUUUUUGUUUUUCUCACAAACAAACAAAAAAAAAGCACCUUGAUCAUUAUUGGCUCUAAUAAGUUUAUGCCUAUUGAGAGUAGUGUACUCACUCAUAUUACAGUGGAGUGUUAUACUCUUGUUGUACUCUAA
This is a messenger RNA of Heterobilharzia americana, 579 nucleotides long. The record is from the annotation of a GenBank genome assembly. NCBI's taxonomy places the organism in Eukaryota, Metazoa, Platyhelminthes, Trematoda, Strigeidida, Schistosomatidae.